This is a messenger RNA of Sphenostylis stenocarpa, 960 nucleotides long. The record is from the annotation of a GenBank genome assembly. NCBI's taxonomy places the organism in Eukaryota, Viridiplantae, Streptophyta, Magnoliopsida, Fabales, Fabaceae.
AUGUUUAGUGCAAAGCUAAGGUUGUGUCUUCCUCAAGAACAACUAUGCUCCAGGGUCAAGUCACUGAUUCUAGAGCUUGGUCUUAGCCAUAUUGCUAGGACUAGAACUGGAGAUGACAGGGUCCGUGGCAUAUCUGGUGGGCUUGACAGUACAUCAGCUUUGCAAAUAAUUGAUAUGCUUAAACUCAUGGCAGAAUCUAGGGGACAAACUAUAACCCUAAGUAUCCACCAACCCGGGUACAGAAUAGUUAAGUUGUUCAACACAAUACUGUUAUUGGCUAAUGGUAUUGUGUUGCACCAUGGCACUGUGGAUUUGCUGGGUGUAAAUCUAAGGCUAGUGGGUUUAGAGCUUCCUCUUCAUGUCAGUGUGGUUAAGUUUGCCAUUGAUUCCAUUGAGACCAUUCAGCAACAACAAAAAUGUCAGCAGUUUAUGCUAGAAUCGCCGUGGCGAUUACCAAGGACAAUGCAACAGAAGAAAUGUGGUGAGAGUGGAAGUGGUAAGUUUACUUUGCAACAGCUCUUUCAACAAUCCAAGGUAAUUGAUGUAGAAAUCAUUAGUAUAGGAAUGGAUAUCACUUGUGAUUUUGCUAAUUCUGGAUUGAGAGAAACUAUGAUUCUCAUUCAUAGAUUCUCUAAAAACAUCCUUCGCACAAAGGAACUCUUUGCAUACAGGUCAAUUCAAAUGUUGGUUUCUGGACUGGUUUUGGGAUCAGUCUUUUGUAAUCUCAAGGAUGGUCUAGUGGGAGCAGAAGAAAGAGUGGGUCUAUUUGCUUUCAUUUUAACGUUUAUGUUAUCAAGCACCACCGAAGCUCUACCAAUUUUUCUGCAAGAAAGGGAUAUUCUAAUGAAAGAAACCUCUAGUGGAAGUUACAGAGUUUCAUCCUAUACUAUUGCGAAUGGCCUAGUUUACCUACCAUUUUUGCUCAUACUAGCUAUUUUAUUCGCAAUGCCUUUGUACUGA